AUGGCAAGCAAGGAAAGGUGCGAUGUGGGUCUCGUGGGACUCGGCGUGAUGGGCCAAAACCUGAUCCUCAACAUGGAGAACAAGGGCUACCGCGUCGCUAUCCAUAACCGCACCGUAGCGAAGAUCGACGAGUUCAUCAAGAAGAAGGGCGAGGGCAAGAAGCUCGCUGGUGGACACACCAUCGAAGAGUUUUGCCAGCUCCUCUCCACCCCGCGCAGGAUCAUCCUGAUGGUGCCCGCGGGCAGGGCUGUGGACUCGAUGGUGGCUCAGCUCUUGCCCCACCUUCAGAACGACGAUGUGGUCAUCGACGGCGGCAAUUCGUUUUACAAGGACACCCAGCGCCGCGCCGAGGAGUUGGCCAAGAAGGGAAUCCACUUCGUGGGGGUGGGCAUCUCCGGCGGGGAGGAGGGCGCGCUCCACGGCCCCUCCAUCAUGGUGGGCGGCAAGAAGGACGCCUGGGAACACCUCAAGCCCGUCCUCCAGUCCAUCGCCGCCAAGGUGGACGAUGAAACGGGCAAGGACACGACGGCGUCGGGCAAGGGCGUUCCGUGUUGUCAGUGGAUGGGCGAGGACGGCGCCGGCCACUUUGUCAAAAUGGUGCACAACGGCAUCGAGUACGGCGUGAUGCAGCUCAUCUGCGAGGUGUACCACCUCAUGCGUGCCAACGGGAUGACGCAUGCGGAGAUGCGCGAUGUCUUUGACAAGUGGAACGGCGCCGAACUCGACAGUUAUCUCAUCGACAUCAGCACCAAAGUGCUGGAGAGGAAGGACGACGAGUUCGAUCCGCAGCGCGAUCUGCUGGACGUGAUCCUCGACACCGCCGAGCAGAAGGGCACGGGCCGAUGGACCGCCGAGGCCGCAUUCGAGCUGGGCGUGCCCACCUACCUCAUCAGCCAAUCCGUGUUCGCUCGCAUCCUCUCUGGCUACAAGGAUCUGCGGGUAAAGGCCUCCAAGAUACUCACCGGCCCCGAGCCAUCAAUCCAUGUCGACCGAGCCCUGUUUAUCGAGCAGCUGCGCCACGCCCUCUACGCCGGCAUUGUGGUCUCCUACGCUGAGGGCUUCUCGCUCCUGCGCGCGGCGGAGCAGGAGCACAAGUGGGGCAUCAACCCGGCCACGGCGGCCGUCACCUGGCGCGGGGGGUGCAUCAUUCGCUCGCGACUCCUGAGCAACAUCCGCGCGGCGUUUGAGAAGAACCCGGAUCUGGAGAACCUCCUGUUGGACGACUUCUUCAAGGGCGUGAUCGACGACUGCCAGCAGAACUGGCGAGAGGUGGUCUCCUUCUCCGUGCGCUGGGGCAUCCCCGUGCCAGGGCUGAGCGCCUCGCUGGCCUACUACGACGCCCUACGCACCGAGCGGCUGCCAGCCAACAUGCUGCAGGGCCUGCGCGACUACUUCGGCGCCCACACCUACGAGCGCACCGACCAGCCGCGCGGCAAGACCUUCCACACCGAGUGGCAGCAGUCCAAGCCCGACAGCCACCACUCCAAGGCCGCCCACCUCUAG
Molecule: messenger RNA, 1503 nt
Organism: Acanthamoeba castellanii str. Neff
Lineage: Eukaryota; Discosea; Longamoebia; Acanthamoebidae
Product: phosphogluconate dehydrogenase (decarboxylating), Cterminal domain containing protein
Exons: 12
Coding region: 1-1503 (500 amino acids)
Biological process (GO): pentose-phosphate shunt; pentose-phosphate shunt, oxidative branch
Cellular component (GO): cytosol
Molecular function (GO): NADP binding; phosphogluconate dehydrogenase (decarboxylating) activity
Source: RefSeq, a predicted model, not a curated record